UGUGCGGCCUCAACAUUCCAUUCCGAGAGAUCGUCUGUAGCGCAGGGGCACAAAUCACUGUACAGAGAAAAUGUCUACAAUGUUGGACAGGUACGUGAGUGUGGAGAAAAUAUUGUACGUGAUCAUCGCCGUCAUUGGAGUUCCUGUGAAUUUUGUGACCAUUGUAAUCCUGUCCCGGAGAAAGUGCGGCCUUUCUACCUGUAUCACUCACUACCUGGUAGCCAUGGCAACGGCGGAUCUACUGACCAUUGCGACCGAGGUCAUUUUGAUUCAAAUCAUUGGGCUUAACUUCACGUGGAGUUUUGUGAAUAUCGACCCUUUGUGCCGGGUUGUCGAUGUACUGAUGUACACAGCCAGUGACUGCUCUGUCUGGUUCACGGUCACUUUCACCUUUGAUCGGUUUGUCAUUAUUUGCUGCACGAAGCUGAAAACAAAAUAUUGCACCGGGAAAACUGCGGUUGUGGUUCUAACAACAACCGGUGUACUGUGCUGUCUGAAAAACGUUCCGCGGUAUUUCACGUGGAAACACUGGGUGACCAUCGACAAUACAGAGUGGUUCUGUAUUAACUUGGACAAUUACUUCACUGACCCCGGGUGGGUAGGAUAUGACUGGCUUGAUACGAUUUUAACUCCAUUACUACCUUUCGCUGGGAUCCUCCUGCUCAACGCUCUGACAGUCAGACACAUUUUACUGGCCAGUCGGGUCCGUAAGGGGCUGAGAGGUCAGAGCAAGGGGGAGAACCGCAGUGACCCGGAGAUGGAGAGCAGGAGAAGGUCUGUGGUUUUACUCUUCACCCUCUCCGGCAGCUUCAUCCUCCUGUGGAUGACGUACACUGUACAUGUCAUAUACUAUCAGAUUUCAGGAAAAGGAUUCGAUUCCAAUUAUUCUGAAAUGAUCUUUCCCUACGUCGGGAAUUUCCUGAGGGAUAUCAGCUGCUGCACGAACACCUUUAUUUACGCGGUCACACAGUCGAAAUUCAGGGAGCAGGUGAUCAGUGCCGUGAAAUAUCCGGUCACCUCGGUGCUUCAGUUCAUUAAUAAAGUCACGUCCUGA
Mobula hypostoma (lesser devil ray) is the source of this 1054-nucleotide messenger RNA. RefSeq names its product probable G-protein coupled receptor 139. The transcript has 2 exons. Gene Ontology annotation, biological process: phospholipase C-activating G protein-coupled receptor signaling pathway. Gene Ontology annotation, cellular component: plasma membrane. Bases 71 to 1054 code for a protein of 327 amino acids. The record is from RefSeq and is a predicted model, not a curated record. NCBI's taxonomy places the organism in Eukaryota, Metazoa, Chordata, Chondrichthyes, Myliobatiformes, Myliobatidae. Gene Ontology annotation, molecular function: G protein-coupled receptor activity.